CGAAGGAGAAGCCUACGAGGAGGCAGAAGGAUGCACGUGGCGCUUAGCUGCACGUUUCCAAAGAGAUCUUCGCAGAAUCGUAGGAGAUCAAGUAGCCUGAAUGGUUGGCGAUGAAUCAGCUGCUAUGAGGAGCCAUUCAUCAAGCGGCGGCGAGCAUAUUCAUCGGCCAGCACGCCUUCCGCCACUCUGUCGGCGCCGCCCGCCUUCUUCAGCAUGUCCAUGUGGCUACACACGCGUCGAGGAUACGAGCGGGUGGACGUGUUCUGCAUCAUCCAUCUUGCCCUUUGUUGGGAGCACCAGGCGCCAGCGCCUUUGCCCUCUGUCCCUUCUAUUCGCCCUCCUGCCCUGGCUCUUCUUUUUCAGUGCUUCCAGCUUCACCCCGCCAACCCGUCUCUACUCACGGCACAAUGUCAGGCCACACCAUGCCCACGUCAACGGUCCACCUGAUCGGCCUCACGCUGCGACAUCUCCAACGCUCCCACCGGUGCGGCAGCGGCUGACGAGUCAUGACGUGUGCGACUAUCUUUUCCUGGUGCCGGGGGGGCUAGAGGGCGUGGCAGCCGACUACAUAUCGUCACGGCUCGGUGUGCCUCGAGAGGCGAUAGUGAUCUUGCCGAGGGAAGAUAGUGGGUGGGCUGGUGGCGGCAAGCUGGUGGUGUCGGUGAAUGCGGCACAGGUGUCUAUCGACAGGCUCAGGGCGCUCGGCCUCACCCCGCUGUACGCCUACGUCCUGGCGACCAGCGGUGUCCCGAUCCGCGACAGGCGGCACGCCAGCCACCAGAUUCAGCGGGUGCUGCAUGAAGCCGUGCCUGCGAUGGAGAAGGCCCUCGUCACAUGGGCAGAGUGGCAGGGAGCCGUGCAGGGCGACCAGACCGUGUGGGAACGGAUACGCGACCGGUCACUCAAGAUGAGGGGGUGCUGCGUGCGCAGCGGGAGGCACAAGUAUGACGCCAUGGCCGUCAUCCGUAUGAUGAACCGGGCUUUGGCCAAUGAGGGGUGGAGCGUGGAAUUGCACGACGCCGAGUGCACCCUCGUGGGCUUCCUCGACGGCAGCCGACUCACGAUCGCCAUCCCCUUUGCCCCGAUGUCCUCCUCACCGUCCUCUUUGCGGCGGGAGGAAGUGCCUUAUCGGGUGGGUAUGUGUGCUGUGCAUGUCAGAAGCAAGGCAACCAUCCUCAGCCCGUCAGUUGUUUCUUCGUUGAUGCGUGUGUGCGGAUGGAUCCUCAGGCCGUGUCGAUGCAUUUCCAGUUCCACGAUCUGCAUCGCUCGCUAGCCGUGCUCAUGGCCCAUCUGGCGCUCGACGGCGUGCGGUCGGGUGCUGUCGUGAUGGACCCCGUGAGCAGCUCGGGGACCCUGGCCAUCGAAGCCGCUGCCAUGGCGCCCAACGUGACAGUGCUGUGCUCCCAUCCAAGGCCCAUGGGCAGUGUGCUCACCAGGGCAAACUCUCUCAAGGCCAAACGAAUGGGACACUUCAGGUCAGCCUGCCUGCCCGAUGCGGUCGGUCGGUACCUUCUGUCUGAUAGCGAUACUCUUCCUUCCUGAUGUGUGUGUCUUUAUUCUCCAUCCAUCCGUUGAUGCCUGCAGUGAGGGGAGCCGUGUGGAGGUGGUGGGUGCGUUCCCUCCCGUCCCCCUCCCGCCCCACCUGCUGGACGCCAUCGUCAUGUGCCUCGCCCCAUCCGAAGAGAGCGAGGAGUUCCGGCACGCUGGAGACGCCAUCGGCUUCCUCGCCGACUUCUGCAGCAGGGAGGCCAUCAGGCUACUCCGGCCCGGUGGGCGGCUCGUGUGCGCGCUUCGAGACUGCCGCAACCCCUACCCCGUGCUGUCAGCCCUCAACGUCACGGCGGCCGACCGCAUCACAGUCACAGAGGGGCCGGCAAUCGUGCGUCCAAGGCCCACCACACUUCCUUCUUGUCGUCAGCAGCCAUCUGUUGGUGUAUCGCAGCGGCCCUUUCCUUCUUCAGUGCGCCGGCAGCCUGGCUGGGGCGGCGGGGGUGUAGUGGGCAGUGGAGGACUGCUCAGAGACACGGGGCUAUCCCGGCGGCCGACAGUGGUGGCUGCAUCGCCAGACAACGAUGGCCUCGAGCACCACUCGGUGCUCGACUCGCAGAUGCAGCAGCACGGAGAGGGAGGGGGAGAGGGGGGCGACAUGUGGGCGUCGGCGACGGUGUAUCGCGUCUUGUGUCGCAACGACCGGUAUCGGCUGUUCGUGCUGACCAAGCGGGGUGGCCAUGAUGAAGCAGACAGGACCGAGGAGGAGGAUGGCUCGGCCAGCCGGCGCACGGAGCUGUCGAGGCUGCUGGAAUCGAUCAUCGACGGGCGAUGGGCCGACGCCCCCGAGCUUGAAGACAAUGACCAUGGACAUGAUGAUGACGAGGAUGCUUCCGAUGCAGCUGAGGAUGGACGUGUGUCUGCGCUGCCCAUGCGUGCCCUGCAUCGUUGGCCGGUGCGCAGGAGGCUGAGGACGGCAUUUGACCAGGGAUGGCAGGCGGUGAGACAAUGAGGGAGUCAGAGAGGGAGGGAUGGAGGGGGGAGGGGCUGUCUGCGAAUGAAGUGCAUACGUGAAGAGAGAGACACGAACCAGAGGAGCGAGGGAGGGAGGGAAAGGUACGCCGGACGGACAUUUUUGGGGAUUCACUCGGACAUCAGAUCUG
This is a messenger RNA of Vitrella brassicaformis, 2651 nucleotides long. The record is from the annotation of a GenBank genome assembly. NCBI's taxonomy places the organism in Eukaryota, Vitrellaceae.